CACACACAUGCACGCAUGCACACGCACACCCACACACACACAGACACACACUCUUCAACAGAUGGAGACUGGAUGCUUUGACAGCAGGGACACGGCAGCUUUUUACUUCAAGCAGAACUCAGAAGAGUGAACACACGAUGAAAUGUGAAAUAGUUUUUCCAGCCUGUUUGCUGCUGCUCUGGACACUGACAGCAUCUGUCAGUUGUGAUGAUUCUGAGAUUAAAGUGGCCGUUGUCUCAAAUGGGAUUACGUUGUCUUGUGGGUCCGGAACAAUUGUAGACAGUAAAAAUAAAAGGAACUUAACGCAACCCUUAAUAUAUGAAGAUGCCAACACAGGGGAGUACGAAUGUAGCGACAGUGACCAAAAGAUCUUUGUGAAAUUUCGGACCUGCGACAAUUGCAUAGAGCUCGACGUGCCUUCCAUAAUGGGAAUAGUCAUUGGAAACAUGGCAGCUACAAUUGUGAUAGGAGUGGCUGUCUAUCUCACUGCAUCUCAGAACCGGAUCGGUCUAGUCCCCUCUCACAAGACAAGCUCUGAUAGACAACAUAUUCUUCCACAUGACAGAAGCAGAGCUACCAAUGACCAUUACCAGCCUCUGAAACAUCGUCAGACAGAAACGUAUGAUCAGCUUCACAUGAAAAAAUAAAAGGCAAUCUAGCUCGCAACCCCCCCCAACCCCCUGGCUGAAAACAUACGCUCCAUGUUUUCCUUUGCAACCCCAACAUCUGCAGGAGGGAAAAGUCUGGUAUCUGGGAUGGGUGACACGCCCUAAUUUAAUUUACGCUGCAUAAAACUGUUUUAGCUUUUUUCUUAUCAUUUAGCUUCACCGUGCCUGUAAGACGUUGCUAUUUUACGUAAAUGACCACUCACAUAAUGAGUAAAUAACCUUCUGUUUGUUAUCAGUGGUUAUCAGUCUUUGUUCUUGUUAUAGUAGUAUUUUAAUCAUUGUUGUAUUUUCAUUCAUUGUUUAUGUUUUUUUUUCUCUCUUUCUGUACUGUAUGUAGGGCUACAGCCACCUCAUAUCAUGAAUAAAAAAUAAAGUGUUUAUUUUCA
Molecule: messenger RNA, 1054 nt
Organism: Etheostoma cragini (Arkansas darter)
Lineage: Eukaryota; Metazoa; Chordata; Actinopteri; Perciformes; Percidae
Product: T-cell surface glycoprotein CD3 gamma chain-like
Exons: 7
Coding region: 138-647 (169 amino acids)
Biological process (GO): cell surface receptor signaling pathway; positive thymic T cell selection
Cellular component (GO): external side of plasma membrane; alpha-beta T cell receptor complex; membrane
Molecular function (GO): transmembrane signaling receptor activity
Source: RefSeq, a predicted model, not a curated record